Halichondria panicea is the source of this 2817-nucleotide messenger RNA. RefSeq lists its product as uncharacterized. The coding region runs from base 152 to 2686 and encodes 844 amino acids. NCBI's taxonomy places the organism in Eukaryota, Metazoa, Porifera, Demospongiae, Suberitida, Halichondriidae. The record is from RefSeq and is a predicted model, not a curated record. The transcript has 11 exons.
UCUAAUUAGAUGAACUUUUGUGGCCGGCCAUGCACAUGAUUUUGUGAAUAGAUAUGAUAGACUAGCUAUAUCUAGUUAACUCAUUCUGCUCUCCCUCGAGCUCCGUUUCAAGCUACCUGUAUACUAGGCUGUAGCCAGAUAAAACAAAGUGAUGAAAGCUGUGUGUGUACCAUUUGUACUACUAUUGAUGUUCCAUCUCAGUCAAGAUUUUUCAGCCCAGUUUACAGUACAACCAGUUUCGGUGGUGCAGGCCGAAGGCGUGGACGCAGUGUUUGAGUGUCUGUAUCUUGGUGCUGUAAGCCACAGUUGGGGAAUCAAUGGAACCUUUCCAGCAGAUAAUGAGUUCCAACCUGAUUUUACUCGUACCCAACCGUCUGGUGAUACCCCAGCAACACUGACCAUCCCAGCUACAGCACAUUACAACAACACUGUGGUGCAGUGUAGAGCUGUUGUUGAAGUGGAAGGAGGGUUCGUUGGUAGACUGACCGAGAAUACCACCUUGACAAUAUUUGCCAUUACUGUUAAUGCAAGUAAUGAUACGGAUGUGAUCAUUUUGUCAUGGGCGGACUUCAACUUUACCACUAACCUCAUGUACUGUGUGAACUUCAACAAAAUAACAAUUGUCUGCAAUAAGACACUUCCUCCAGUGUGUGGACUUACUGAGACGCAGUACACUUUCAAGUAUCCCAACCACAGUGGGUAUGACACUUUUUUUUUCACGGUGACUCCUGUUGAUGGAGGGAAUCAGAUGAAAGGAACAGCUAGUGAACCAGUUGCUGGAUCAUUUACAUCAGCCAGAGGUACUGGUGUAAGAACAGUUGUCAGCCAAGGAGAAGAUUUAAAUGAAAAACUUGUGAUGUUUGAAGCAAUGGUCCCUGGAUGUACACGGUUUGUUUUGUAUCGAGUGGAAUUUGGAUCAUCACUAGUAGGAUCUCAGAAUGGUACUCUUAACGCAUCUGGAAAUGUUUCAAUCACCUUCUCACUUCCUACUGACAUUCUAACAAACAUCUCUGUGACAAUCACUGCUGCUAAUGGAAUUGACCUGAUGUUUGAGAACAGUUUAUUAAGUACUAGUGAUAUUCAAAGACUUCUACCUGAGACUGAUUGUUCCGAAAGCAUCAGUAUGUGUGGCCGUAUUGAAUAUGCUGUGGAUUCUUUUUCUCCUGGGGCUCUAAUGUAUUUAGUUCCUACCACAAGUGAGUCCAGCAGCAUUAUGUUGGCUGUGAGGAGGGGUGAUAAUUUCAGUAUCGGCCACAUACCUCCUGGAAUAUACAGUCUCCUUGCUUUUGACUUGGAGAACAACAGUCUACCAAGAAUGCCAUUCUCUCUAGCGUCUACAAGUGAGACUGUGGAAGUGAGGACGUCAAGAGGAACUGCUGCUCCCGUGUCCGAUAGUGUAAGGAACAUUACCGUUAAGUUACUCAGUGGAGAUGUUGAAGUGAACUGCUCUAUACCUGUAACGAACUGCUUAGUGUUGGUUCAUUCAAUCAACUCUCCAGAACAAUUAUUUGUCCAGCUCAUCAACUUUACUGAUGACAGAACUAUUGUCUUCUCGGUUGAUUUUAUUGGUAAUGUCACAGUAGCAGUGCUCAUUUGGGUGGAAAAUAACUCUAUAUUUGAGGGUCAGUUGUCCCUCAUCACCCAACUGGAAAUAUAUACCGCCAUACAAGUGGUGAUCAGCCCCAGUGGUGGUCCAAUGGCUGGUCAGAGUUUCUCCCUCACUUGUUCCCUGAGUGGAGGGGUCUCUCUACAACCCACCCUCUCCUACCAGUGGACGAGGGAGGGAGGGUCACUCAUGACCAGCACAGCAACCCUCAACUUUGACACUCUCUACUUGUCAGACGCUGGUCAGUACAGCUGUCAGGUCAUCCUCACCUCCAGUCAGCUUGAGGGGGAACACACUGUAGCUGCUCACUACACCAUUGAGUUCAUGACACUCAACAUUCAACUCCGUCUGGAUGUAAUAACAAACUGUGAGGUGUAUAUUGAGUCAGAGACAAUGGCCAAAGCCAGUGGCAUCACUAACAGACUAUCUCAAGGUGUUGAAGGAUUGUGUGCUUGUGGGUUCAGCCCCUCCCUUCUCACUGACGAGUUCAUCAAUUGUUUUGACGGCUCCUCUAGUCAUGUGACCUACAGAGCUGUGCUGACUGGAACAGAAACUGUGUCUGCUGUGGAACUCAUUUCUUUAAUUGAACAAUGGAUCAGCGACACUUCAAGCAUCAUAGUACAAAGUACCCGACUUGGUUUGACAAACACUUGCCCUGUGGUGAUUACUGACAGAGACAGUCUAGAGUGCCCUGAGGAUAUCACUAAUCUGACAACUGCUACUACCUCACCCACAGAGAGUGUAGUGGUCAAUGUUGGUGCAGUGGCUGGUUGGGUGGUUGCUGGAGUCUUGGCCAUUGCUGUGCUAGUACUGAUCAUAUUGCUUGUCCUGGUUAUGUUGAGGCAACGGAGGUCUGGAUCCAAGGACAUGAGUGAUGAGAAGACAGGCAGCCAACCAACACAACUAGCCCCAGUGGUGAUGAGUCAUCUCCCCUCCCCUGAUUACGAGGGGUUGAGCGAACUACAAGAGGAGGCUACCUAUGAGGUGGUGGACCAGCCACGCCCCCCUCCUCCUGCAGACUACCAGCUCUCAGCCUGUGCAGCUUAUGCAUCCACUGACUGCAACACAGAGACCAAGUAGACACUAUAACAACACAGUCUAGUUUGUCAAUGUAUGUGUCACUGUUUCAUGUAAUUUAGCAAGUUGUUUUUGUGUUUCAGGUUAUGGUAUUGUCUACUGAAGGCAAAGAUCAUCAAUAAAAUGUUAUUAUG